UGGGAAGAAUGCCCGUUACAUUGGUGGUCAGUGAGAAGAAUGGCCCUUAUAUUGGAGGUCAGUGAGAAGAAUGUCCCUUACAUUGAGGGUCAGUGGGAAGAAUGUCCCUUACAUUGGUGAUCAGUGGGAAGAAUGUCCCUUACAUUGGUGAUCAGUGAGAAGAAUGUCCCUUACAUUGGGGGUCAGUGGGAAGAAUGUCCCUUACAUUGGGGUCAGUGGGAAGAAUGUCCCUUACAUUGGUGGUCAGUGAGAAGAAUGCCCGUUACAUUGGGGGUCAGUGGGAAGAAUGUCCCUUACAUUGGUGGUCAGUGGGAAGAAUGCCCCUUACAUUGGUGGUCAGUGGGAAGAAUUCCCCUUACAUUGGUGAUCAGUGGGAAGAAUGUCCCUUACAUUGGGGGUCAGUGGGAGGAAUGUCCCUUACAUUGGUGGUCAGUGGGAAGAAUUCCCCUUAUAUUGGUGGUCAGUGGGAAAAAUUCCCCUUACCUUGGUGGUUAAUAGGAAGAAUGCCCCUAACAUUUGUAG
Staurois parvus is the source of this 522-nucleotide messenger RNA. Lineage: Eukaryota; Metazoa; Chordata; Amphibia; Anura; Ranidae. The record is from the annotation of a GenBank genome assembly.